This is a messenger RNA of Thamnophis sirtalis, 1394 nucleotides long. The record is from RefSeq and is a predicted model, not a curated record. NCBI's taxonomy places the organism in Eukaryota, Metazoa, Chordata, Lepidosauria, Squamata, Natricidae.
ACUUGACUGAGGCGGGAACGUCACGGGCGAUGGAUUGGAAGCAGGCGCUGAAAGGCCGGGUGGUUGUCAGUACCGACACUAAAAGGAGCGACCAGGAAUUAAAGGAUGAUGAGAUGGAGUCGUUUACAAAAUACUACCUGAAAUGGAAAGGAGGAAGAAGAAGUGCCAGUACCUCUAAUGUGAACAUACCACGAUUUUAUUACAGGCUGCCAGCAGAAGAUGAAAUAUUGUUGCAAAAAUUAAGAGAAGAAUCUAGAGCCGUCUUUUUGCAGAGAAAAAGUAGAGAAUUGCUAGACAAUGAAGAAUUGCAGAAUUUGUGGUUUCUCUUGGAUGAACAUCAGACACCACCUAUGAUGGGGGAGGAAGCAAUGAUUAGCUAUGAAAACUUCUUGAAAGUUGGUGAAAAAGCUGGAUCCAAGUGCAAGCAAUUCUUCACAGCUAAAAUUUUUACUAAAUUACUUCAUAGUGAUCCCAAUGGAAGAAUAUCUAUCAUGCAGUUUUUCAAUUAUGUAAUGAGAAAAGUAUGGCUGUACCAGACAAGAAUAGGCCUCAGUUUAUAUGAUGUGGCUGGACAGGGUUACCUCAGAGAAUCAGAUUUAGAGAAUUAUAUAUUGGAACUCAUUCCCACUUUGCCACAAUUGGAUGGUUUAGAAAAAUCAUUUUAUUCGUUUUAUGUCUGCACUGCUGUCAGAAAAUUUUUCUUCUUUUUAGAUCCUCUCAGAACUGGAAAGAUAAAAAUACAGGAUAUUUUAGCCUGCAGCUUCCUAGAUGACUUAUUAGAGUUACGUGAUGAAGAACUUUCUAAGGAAAGUCAAGAAACAAAUUGGUUUUCUGCUCCUUCUGCUUUGAGGGUUUAUGGCCAAUAUUUGAAUCUUGACAAAGAUCACAACGGCAUGCUUAGCAAAGAAGAAUUGUCUCGAUAUGGAACAGGGACACUAACCAACAUCUUUUUGGAUCGGGUCUUCCAGGAGUGUCUGACUUAUGAUGGAGAAAUGGACUAUAAGACGUACUUGGACUUUGUACUUGCGUUAGAAAACAGAAAGGAACCUGCAGCUUUGCAGUAUAUUUUCAAAUUGCUUGAUAUAGAGAACAAAGGAUACCUGAAUGUCUUUUCCCUUAAUUAUUUUUUUAGGGCUAUUCAAGAACAAAUGAAAAUCCAUGGACAAGAUCCAGUUUCUUUUCAAGAUGUGAAGGUUAGAAUUCUGAUCAAAAUGUAUUUGUAUGCAAUACUUAGUGAACUUACUUUUGAAGUACUUCUCUGAAAAGUCAGCAAUGAUUACAUAUACUGUAUACCGGAAUGUGCAUAUUUUAUGGUUACAUAAAGUUGAUUUUAUUGCACAAGCAGAAAUAGUUUUCUCGGGGUUGCAUUCUGGCUUAUUUGUUUGAAUUACACU